AUGGAAUCAAACCUCGAAUUCGGCGAGUCUCUUCUCAAGGGUUCCCAAAGAGAGAAGGUCCAGAAAGCGUCCAAGAUCAAAUCAACCGCUAUUUCUAUCAUCAUCGUCGUUCUUGUAUCUCUCAACACUCUCGUUGCAAAUCUACUUUACACAUCCCCCGUCCCGAAUAACGGCACCGCCUGGAUCCCUAACUUCGCUGUCAAACAUACCUGUCGUGACUUUUGGAAGAUCCACGAGUGGGUGGCGCAGUAUAACACCUCUGGGUGGACGAUCGAAGGGCAUCCUAACCAGGGACGGCUUUUGGCGGAGUAG
Molecule: messenger RNA, 312 nt
Organism: Penicillium crustosum
Lineage: Eukaryota; Fungi; Ascomycota; Eurotiomycetes; Eurotiales; Aspergillaceae
Exons: 2
Coding region: 1-312 (103 amino acids)
Source: RefSeq, a predicted model, not a curated record